Molecule: messenger RNA, 1958 nt
Organism: Dimorphilus gyrociliatus
Lineage: Eukaryota; Metazoa; Annelida; Polychaeta; Dinophilidae
Source: the annotation of a GenBank genome assembly
ACUUUAGGUCAAAUACGUUGUGGACGGUAGUCUUGAAAAACUGUCCCAUAUAUUCACAUUGUCUGCUUAAUAGUCUUGUUUAAUACAUAUAUAUAUAUUCUUUUUGCAAGAUUUAUAAUAUUUCAUUGACUUUACCCUCUACUGAUUUUUCACUAAAUAAACAUCCUAGUAACAAAGCGUCGAAGAUGUCUAUGAAAGAGUUAGUUGAUCGAGAUUGCGGUGGAGCAAAUCCACUAAUGAAGUUAACCUCUCAUUUUACACAAGAUUUAGCCAGAAAAGAAGAUUUACGAGGGGCAAGAGGCGCUACAGCAUUUGUACCAAAGCCCUUUGGCCAAGCUCAUGAAGAAGAGCUGGUCACAGAAUUUCUUCACAAUGAACGGGGUAGUCAUCCAAUGGCACCUGGUACAUUUCACAUGGGAGAGUUAAUGCGUCAAGUUCAAAAUCUUGAUCACCCUAAACAUUUUAAUCAACCUGUUCAAUCAUCUCAAUGGGUUGAUGAUUAUCUGAGCUCUCGACCAAAGUCUUCUAAUCAAGUUAUUAAUCCAGGUGCAAACAUAAAUGCUAUACAACCUAUGCAUCAUGUAUCUCCUAUGCCUGCGUUUCAAAGUCACUCAAAUUGGGAAAAUGAAUAUAUCCAAACUGUAGGAUUAGACGAUGAAAAAAUAGAGAGCUCUGAUCCCACCGAAUUGCAAAAAGCUGCCUUGGAUUUGGCUCAAGGAAUGAAAGAUGAAAGAUUCGAAUAUUCUGAAUUUAAAAAUUUUUUAGAGAAUAGGGUUGCAAAAGAAAGUGAAGCUGAUUUAUUAAAGGAAACUGAUUGGAAUAAAGAGUUUUUGAAAGGUCAGGAAAGAGAAAGUGAUACUUGGGCUAAAGAAUUCGAAAGUAGUCAAAAGGCCGCAAGAGAAAUGACUGAACCUGCUGAUGGCGCCGCCUACUGGGAUAAAUUAACAAAGGAGUGGGAUGAUCUAAUGAAGUCUGAAGAAGGAGAACAUCCUUGGUUAAACGAAUUUGAAAAUUUUGAGCCUGCUAAAUACAAUGAGUAUAAUUUUGAAGAAGAUAACCCCCUCUUAGAGCAUCCUGCUCCAUUUGAAGAGGGGUUGAAGCGACUAAAGGAAGGAGAUAUCUCUAAUGCUGUUCUGUUAUUCGAAGCAGCCGUUCAAAAAGAUUCAAAUCAUGUUGAAGCUUGGCAAUAUCUUGGUACAACAAUGGCUGAUAAUGAACAGGAAGUAGCUGCUAUAGCGGCUCUGAAGAAAUGUUUAGAAAUCCAACCUAACAAUUUAACAGCCCUACUAGCUCUAGCUGUUUCUUACACAAAUGAAUCUUUGCAAUCCAAGGCUUGUGAAGCUCUAGAAAGAUGGCUAUUUCACAAUGAAAAAUAUCGUGGUUUGGUGCCCGAGUUAGGAGAUCAUAGAGACGCCAGCAGCUAUGUUCCUUUAUCUAAGAGAGACAAGAUAAAAAAUUUAUACAUUCAGGCCGUUAGGCAAAAUUCAGCUCAAAUCGACCCCGACGUACAAAUAGGCUUAGGAAUUAUUUUUAAUUUGACUGGUGAAUAUGAUAAAGCUGUAGACUGUUUUCAAGCGGCUUUACAAAUUCGCGACGGAGAUGCUCUAUUAUGGAAUAAACUCGGAGCAACUCUGGCAAAUAGUGGGAAAUCUGAACAAUCAAUCGAAGCUUAUAGUAGAGCAUUGAAUUUGGCUCCAGGGUACGUUAGAACAAGAUUUAAUUUGGGAGUGGCCUGCAUAAACUUAUCAGCAUAUAAAGAGGCAGUUGAACACUUUCUAGCAGCAUUAAAUUUACAACAUAAUUCAAAAGGACCCAAAGGUGAAAGAACUGUAACAAGUGAAAAUAUUUGGACCACUUUGAGAUUGGCUGUUUCCUUGCAAGGGAGAAGUGAUAUGUAUGAAGCCUGUGAUCAAAGAAAAUUAGAUGUCUUAAAUAAGGAAUACGGAGUUAAAGAAUAA